This is a messenger RNA of Triticum turgidum subsp. durum (durum wheat), 1008 nucleotides long. Lineage: Eukaryota; Viridiplantae; Streptophyta; Magnoliopsida; Poales; Poaceae. The record is from the annotation of a GenBank genome assembly.
AUGCAUGCAGGGUCUCGGAGCUCUCGGGUGGUGUGCGCGCUGAGCAAGGCGCAGCUGCAGGACGGCUACGUGUCCUACCCGUGGGAGAAGAAGAUGAAGGAGGUGCUGCCGGUGCCCAGCGCCAGCAGCUUCCUCUCCCUGCUCGUCCUCCCCACCGCGCUCGACCGCGCCAACUCCCGCUACAACUCCGUCGACGACACGCUGGCCCGCGCCAACGCCUGGUUCCUCGCCUCGCAGGCCGCCGGGGUGCCCAUCGCCUUCCUCAACGUCCAGACCGAGGCCCUCCUCACCAAGAUCUCCGGCGACAUGGCCUCGGCGACGGUCAACUCGGGGUCACUGGCCGACCUCCCCAACCUCGCCAACGCGAGCCUCUACGGGUUCGAGGACUACCACGGCGUGGACAUCGGCGUGGUGAAGGCGGUGCGCCUCUGGUUCACCGCGGCCGCCGGAGAAAUGCCCGUGGAGAUCACCCUCGAGGAGGGCGACACCAAGCUCGGCUUCGCCAUCAGCCGCACCGAGGAGGGCUUCCUCUACAUCUCGUCGGUGAUGGAAGACGACAGCGACCGGCCGACGCCGUCGACGCGGUCGGGGCUGCGGGACCUCUACCGGGAGGCGAAGCGCGCGUCCAAGCUGCUGGUCAUCUCCCGGGUGUCGUGCCGCAAGGUGCUGCCGUGGAUGGUGUCCACCUCCGGGGCCAUCCGGUGCUUCGACACCGUGUCUCUCAGCCAGAAGCUGUCCCUGCACCGGCACGCCCUGCGCCCCAUCCUGCUCCACGUGCUCAUGUGGGACUUCGGCACCGACGCGCCGAACCGGCCGCAGGGGGCGCCGUGCCCGACGCCGCAGCCGUCCCCGGCGUUCGCCGAGCUGCUGCGGCAGAACUCCUUCUCGUGGGUCGACAACCAGCCGGCGCAGGCGGACGGCGAGCCGGGGAUGGUCCAGGGGAGGGACACCGCCGGGGACGCCUCCUUCAGGUUCCACAACUUCUCGCUGCCCAACAACUGGGUCUGA